Messenger RNA from Penicillium chermesinum, 504 nucleotides. RefSeq lists its product as uncharacterized. NCBI's taxonomy places the organism in Eukaryota, Fungi, Ascomycota, Eurotiomycetes, Eurotiales, Aspergillaceae. The record is from RefSeq and is a predicted model, not a curated record. The transcript has a single exon. The coding region runs from base 1 to 504 and encodes 167 amino acids.
AUGGUUGUCCCGAUCUAUAAGAAAUGGGAAGCCAGUUCUGCACGUCUUCAGGUUGUCCGGCAAGACAAGACCAUUCAGUUGCUGGCUUUCUUCCCUGAUUUCCAUUACGGCACCUGUAUGAACUUUGUUCUCAAGGGUACUGACCAAAUCGAGGCCUUCAACCGAUCCGGCAAAUACGGGCUUCGCAUUGUCGAUGCCAAAUUCGCCUUGCCCAAAAAGGAUGACGACCCCAGCUCCAACUUCGUCUGCCUAGACAUGCCCGAGUACCCGAUUGAACAUGACGAUAUCUCGAUCACGUUCGAAAAUGACGCUGGUAUGUCAUGUCUCUUCCCGCUGCGGCAAUUGAAGGCCCGUGCUAAUGAAUUUGUUUUACAGAUCGCAGCGUGUUCAAGGCGGCCUUGCCUGGGUCGGUUAGGGAAAUGUCUCGGAUGGGGUCUCUCAGGCGAUGAUGAUGAGAAUUGCGUCAAAACCCACUUCUCUGACUCGACCUCGGGCUCUGACUAG